Molecule: messenger RNA, 2067 nt
Organism: Epinephelus lanceolatus (giant grouper)
Lineage: Eukaryota; Metazoa; Chordata; Actinopteri; Perciformes; Serranidae
Source: RefSeq, a predicted model, not a curated record
GAGUACAGAUCUGUUCUGUGUUCCACAGUAAGCUGUCAGAUUUCUGCGACGCUCUGAAGGAUCCUCUGAGGAUUCCAAAACCAAACUCCAUUAAACUAAUCCACAUGGAUCUGCCUCUUAUGCCUGGAGACAAAAUCCACUGUGUGGACGUCCUUUUCGCACUCUCCACGCAGGUGUUUGGUUGCUCUGAACAGGCGGACACUCUGAAAGCCAGAAUUGAGGAAAAGUUCGUAGACAACCCAUCCAAGGUGUCACAUGAACCAAUCAGCAGCACCCUGCAGAGGAAACAGGAAGACGUGGCGGCAGCAGUGAUCCAGAGAGCGUACAGGAAACACAUUAUGCAGCACAGAGGUGCAGAGGAGCCGGCAGUGGCGUCUGUGAACGGGGGUGGUGGUGUUUCAGGUGGAGCCUUACAGUAAGUCUCUCCCCCACGCUGCUCUGACUUCCUGCCAGAUGAGAACCUGAGGGAGUCUAUCAUCAGUCUGGACCGCACCUGUGGACCGAGCUCUUAGGUCAGAGACAACACAACUGGAGUUGAAGUUUGCUGCGGACAGCUUCGUUCUGUGCUCUACUUCUGUCUCUAAGAAAACUUUUUAUUACUGCGUCGUCACUUCCUGUGUGUCCUAACAGAGCUCAGUCUGUGAUGAGACAUCCCAGAUGAUAUUAAACUUUACAAUCAACUACUAAUCCAGGUUACUAUAACAUGUACACAACAUUUAUUAUUAAUAUAUCUCAAAAAUGUAUGAUUGUAGACGCUUGGUCCAGGACCAGGUGAUAUCAGAAAAAAAUUCUGACACUGAUCGGCAUCUCUGUUGAUCCCACAUUCUUUGUUUUCUGACUUUAUGUUUCCACACUGCUUACUCACAUAAUUACACUGUGGAGGGAGGAAAGAUUACAGAUGUUUCUUAAAAAAAUGCAUUUAUACUUUUUCCAGUGUCAGGGAUUGGCCUCCUCCUGAUGUUUGAAAAAGUCAUCUUAACUGCUGAACUGCCAUUCUGAAAAUAUUUCCCCUUCAUACUGGAAAUAUUACAACUUUGCUCUGGAAAUAAGAUUUUAUUCUGAAAAUAUUACAACCUUAUUAUGGAGAUAUUAUGAAUUUAUUCAGAAUAUAUUAUGACGGUACUCUGGAGGAAUUAAAACUUUUAAGAUUUUUUUAUUAUAAACUAACUGCACAAGAAAAAGGAACAGUAGCAUUAAUUUUAACAUCAGCAUAUCAAACUAACAUCAUUAUUAAAGUAAUAUAAGCAUUAAAAAAACACGCAUUUCUUUUAAAAGUGAUGUUGGCGGGAAGAAAACUAACAGUAAUUCAAUAAUAUAAGCAUUAAAAAAGGAAAUUAAUGUUAAAAAUAAAAUGUUAGCACAGGUAUCGGCAACCUUAGCCUCAUUUCCACCAAACACUUUGGGUAUGGUACCUUUGGAACCAACAGUAACCCUUCAGACAUGGUACCUAGACCCCAGUGUUUCCACCACAAACAGUACUCUUAAAUGUGGUUGUUGUCACUCACUGCUCUGUCCAGCACUCACUGUAUUUCCUCAUCACCGGUGACACAGAGGGAAGUCUGCACCUCGUUUAUUGUCCACAGAACGAGGCUGCACGCCAGGCUUUGAAUGAAUGUAGGUAUUGCCCGUCUCCAGAAUGCAGGAAAUCACAUCUAACACAUCCAAAAUUUUCUGGGGGAGGACAGCCAGACCCCCACUAUACCACCAUUAUCUCUCUCUGUAUGGUAUUUGUAUGUAAGGUAUUAGGCCCUAUCCAUCUCCAGCAGGCGCCCCAGAAAUCCGUUAGGAUGCGGGGGAUCAGGAUCACAUCUACCAAAUUAGUUGACAAACAAAAAUUUUAUGUGUCGGUCUAAACGACAAAAUUGUGGUCGACCCCGCUGAAUCUCACUCCAAGGUUUUUUGAAAAGUUGACAGCCCUGCAGUUUACCAAUAAAACUCUCCGCAGUAUGAACAGUGGUUACAUGAACCUCAAAACCAGCCACAACUCAGCCCUGAGCAGAGUGACCGUCCUCUACUGACCAAUCAGACUGCAGUGUUCACAGCUCCACCUUUUAGUACCAGAUCUGU